Messenger RNA from Trichoderma harzianum CBS 226.95, 2053 nucleotides. RefSeq lists its product as hypothetical. The coding region runs from base 95 to 1909 and encodes 604 amino acids. NCBI's taxonomy places the organism in Eukaryota, Fungi, Ascomycota, Sordariomycetes, Hypocreales, Hypocreaceae. Gene Ontology annotation, molecular function: basic amino acid transmembrane transporter activity. Gene Ontology annotation, biological process: basic amino acid transport; transmembrane transport. The record is from RefSeq and is a predicted model, not a curated record. Gene Ontology annotation, cellular component: fungal-type vacuole membrane. The transcript is spliced from 3 exons.
AAAACCACCAUCCUUCCAUCAUCAACUCUUCCCUUAAAUGACCCACGCAUCUCAACGUAGAUAGCCAUUCUACAAGAAAAAGUCCCACCCAAUCAUGCCCACCGCUCGCGAUACCGGCGCCAAGCUGCCGCCGGAGCAAACGGCCCUGCUGGCCGGCCACGAGCCGCUCCUCGGCGAUGCUUCGCCCGGAAGAUGGACGGACGCCGGUAUGGCGCCGGAUAGCCGGGAAGAAUCCUCGCGGAGACAGACGGCGGAGGGAGGAGUAGCUCUGGAUGGAUCGAACCACGAGGUGGGCUUUGCUCGGGGCGUGGCUAUUGGCAUCAGCUUGUUUGUGCUCAUCUUCAUCCACUCAACAAACAUGUCCGGCCUCACCAUGAUCCAAGGCCCCCUCGCCAUCGACCUCCACGCCCCCACCCUCGCCAUGUGGUUCACCACCAGCUACUUCAUCUCCGCCUCCUCCCUCCUCCCCGUCAUCGGCCGCCUCGCCGCAAUCUUCUCCCCCCGAGCCGUCGUCCUUCCUUGCGUCGCGCUCUUCGCCCUCGGCAGCCUCUUCGCCUCCCAGGCGCACUCCUUCGCGGCCUUUGUGGCCGGCAGGAUCGUCAUGGGCGGAGGGGGCGCGGGCAUCGUCGUCAUGGCCGUGGUUUUCGUGAUUGAGCUCACUGACAAGAAGACGAGGGGCGUCAUGAUUGGGUUUGUGAACGCGGCGUUUACCAUGGGCGUGUCUGUGGGUGCGGCGGUAUACGGCGUGUUGCACCCCGUUGUUGGAUGGAGGCCCCUCUUCUGGUUCCAAACCCCCCUCGCCAUCAUCGCCGGCAUUGCCCUCUAUCUCAGCCUCCCACCCUCCAUGUCAUCCCCCCCAGCACAACAAAACGGCAAACCCAUCCCCCUGAGCCGCAAACUCGCCAGCAUAGACUACCUCGGCGCAAUCCUCCUCGUAAGUUCCCCCUUUCAUCCCUCAACCAAACACAAAACUAACACAUCUCAGACCCUCACAAUCAUCCUCUUCCUCUACUCCCUCGCAGGCGACAUCCACCCAACCCCCCUCAUCCUCUCCCUCUUCUCCCUCAUCGCCUUCGUCACCACAGAGUUCCGCCUCGCAACCAACCCCAUCAUCCCCCUAUCCGUCCUCUCCUCCCGCGGCGUCCUGCUCUCCUGCCUCGCCCAGCUCGGCCUCAUCACCGCCCGCUGGAGCAUCCUCUUCUACACCCCCGUCUUCAUGCUCGCCGUCCGCGCCAGCCCUCCCGCCACCGCCGGCGCAGUCCUCAUCUUCACAAACCUCGGCUUCUCCCUCGGCGGCCUCGCCAUCGGCUACUUGCACAUCCGCCGCGCGGGAUCCUACUACGCCGCCCAACUCCUCUCCCUCCUCUUCUCCUUUAUAACAAUCACCUUCCUGGCCGUGAUAUCCCACCCGACCACCCCGUCCCUCGUCUUCAUCGCCAUCGUCACCCUCAACGGCGUAGCAACCGGCAUCGCCCUCAACUACGCCCUCGUCCACAUCCUCCACCUCAGCCACCCCAGCACCGAAUACGUCACCACCAGCCUGCUCGCCACCUUCCGCGGCUUCGGCGGCAGCUUCGGCACCUCCCUCGCCGGCGGCAUCUUCUACCGCGUCCUGCGCGACCGCCUCGUCAACGGCUUCCUGCGCCUCGACGGCACCCCCGAGCUCGGCCCGGCCCGCAGGAAGCUCGUCGACCGCCUGCUCGGGUCGCCCGAUCUCGUGUGGUACGGCGACGACGUGCUGGCGCCACGGGAGAGGCACGUUGCCGUCGACGGAUAUGCGACUGCCAUCAAGGGCGUGUGGCAAGCCGCUGCCGUCUUGGCAUUGGUCGUGAUUGUGGUACAGGCUGCCGCUGGGUGGACGUCACCCAGAGAGGAGGCAGAAGGCAGGCUUCACGAAGACGAAGAGUGAUGUACAUAUGCUAUGAAAUUCUUGUAUAUAUAUAUGUGUGUGUGUUAAUCCAUUUUGAGUCGACUCUCUAGGCCGUUUACCUAUCCGUAAUGUAAUGCACAAUAAAAGACUCUGUUAGGCAAUCUAAUUCCAAGUUAUGCUGGC